ACUCGCGCGCUGCGCUCGCAACCACCCCUUGUCCCCGCCUGGGUUCUGGCGCGCGCGCCCGCUCUCCCUUCAUUUUUUUCCCUUCUCUCCCUGCCUCUCUCUCUCUCUUUCCUCCUCGAGCUCCCAGCUAGCCGCGACUCCCUCGCACUCUCCGUCUCUCUCCGGUUGGCUCCACCGAGCAAUGCGAGCUCUGGGAGGCAGCGCCGCCGCCCGCUAGAGACCUGCCCCCCGGCCCGGCCCCGUGUCCAGCCCUGCCCAGCGCGCGGGGGUCGGCGACGGCGCUGCGGACGCACCGACGGCGGAGGACCGGCGAUGCACAUGCACUAGCAGCAACCCCUAACUCACUCCCUCCACACCCCGCGCCGCCGCCGCCGCCGCCGUCGCCUCCUCCUCCUCCUCCUCCUCCUCCGGCAGCAGCGGCAGAAGGACCCACCCUGCCCCCACCCCACCCUCCGCCGGCUCCGGCUGCGGCUCCAUCCUCGACUAUUAUUCUAUUUAUUUUGGGUCGUGCACAAGCCUCAGUGCCUGCAGCCCGCGCCUCCCUGGGCCGCGGCCGCCUCCUCCUUCGGCUCCGGAACCCCAGACCCCAACCACCCGCGUCUCGAUACCCCCAGACCCCUGCCAGCUGCCGCUAGUCUCCGUUGCUGGAAUUUGUUAGCGGCGGUCUUUUGUGGGGAGUUCUGGUCUCCCGACAUUUUUGUUUUCAGCCAAGGGGAGGAUUUUUCCCCCUUUGAGCCAGGCUCUGCUCUCCGGGGGGGUGGGGGGCGCGCCGAGCCGGGGAGCCGUGCCAGCCGAGUCGUGCGGGCUGUGGCAGGGAAGGGGCCACCAUGGGAUGUACUCUGAGUGCAGAAGAGAGAGCCGCCCUCGAGCGGAGCAAGGCGAUUGAGAAAAACCUCAAAGAGGAUGGCAUCAGCGCCGCCAAAGACGUGAAAUUACUCCUGCUGGGGGCUGGAGAAUCAGGAAAAAGCACCAUUGUGAAGCAAAUGAAGAUCAUCCACGAAGAUGGCUUCUCUGGAGAAGACGUGAAACAGUACAAGCCCGUUGUCUACAGCAACACCAUCCAGUCCCUGGCAGCCAUUGUUCGGGCCAUGGACACUUUGGGCAUUGAAUAUGGUGACAAGGAGAGAAAGGCCGAUGCCAAGAUGGUGUGUGACGUGGUGAGUCGGAUGGAAGACACUGAGCCUUUCUCUCCAGAACUGCUUUCUGCCAUGAUGCGACUCUGGGGCGACUCAGGAAUCCAGGAGUGCUUCAACAGGUCUCGGGAGUAUCAGCUCAACGAUUCUGCCAAAUACUAUCUGGAUAGCCUGGAUCGGAUCGGGGCUUCGGACUACCAGCCCACUGAGCAGGACAUCCUCCGAACCAGGGUCAAAACCACCGGCAUCGUAGAAACCCACUUCACAUUCAAGAACCUCCACUUCAGGCUGUUCGACGUUGGGGGCCAACGAUCUGAACGAAAGAAAUGGAUCCACUGCUUUGAGGACGUCACGGCCAUCAUCUUCUGCGUCGCUCUCAGCGGCUAUGAUCAGGUGCUCCAUGAAGACGAAACCACGAACCGCAUGCACGAGUCUCUCAUGCUCUUCGAUUCCAUCUGCAACAACAAGUUCUUCAUCGACACCUCCAUCAUUCUAUUCCUCAACAAGAAAGAUCUCUUUGGCGAGAAGAUCAAGAAGUCACCUUUGACCAUCUGCUUCCCUGAAUACACAGGCCCCAAUACCUAUGAAGAUGCAGCCGCCUACAUCCAAGCACAAUUUGAAAGCAAAAAUCGCUCACCCAACAAAGAAAUUUAUUGUCACAUGACUUGUGCCACAGACACGAAUAAUAUCCAGGUGGUAUUCGACGCCGUCACCGACAUCAUCAUUGCCAACAACCUCCGGGGCUGCGGCUUGUACUGACCUCUUGUCCCGUAUAGCAACCUAUUUGACUGCUUCCCGGACUCUUUGCUGUUGACGUCGAUCUCCUGGUAGCAUGACCUUUUGGCCUUUGUAAGACACACAGCCUUUCUGUAUCAAGCCCCUGUCUAACCUACGACCCCAGAGUGACUGACGGCUGUGUACUUCCGUAGAAUGCUGUAGAAUCCGGUUUUAGUUGAGUCUUUACAUUUAGAAUUUGAAAGAAAAAAAAAAAAAGAACAUUUCUCAUGUGCUUUGUAGCUU
Molecule: messenger RNA, 2153 nt
Organism: Trichechus manatus latirostris (Florida manatee)
Lineage: Eukaryota; Metazoa; Chordata; Mammalia; Sirenia; Trichechidae
Gene: GNAO1
Product: G protein subunit alpha o1
Exons: 9
Coding region: 828-1892 (354 amino acids)
Biological process (GO): G protein-coupled dopamine receptor signaling pathway; adenylate cyclase-modulating G protein-coupled receptor signaling pathway
Cellular component (GO): heterotrimeric G-protein complex
Molecular function (GO): mu-type opioid receptor binding; GTPase activity; GTP binding
Source: RefSeq, a predicted model, not a curated record